UAAAUAUGGAUAAAUUAAAUUAUUCUAAAACGUUAUUUUUAUCUACAGUACUAUUCAGAAUCGUUAUUAAUUAUAAAUUUAAAAAUACCACUAAUAAUCUCAAUACGUUGAGAUAAAAUUCAAUAAAAUAUCUCUGUGUAGUUUUCAAUAAUUAUUAAACAAAAAUUAAGAUGUCAAAAUUAAACAUUAGACAUGUAAGUGGGGACACUUACAGUUAACUGUUUAAUAAUAGUCAUGCGGAAGAUACAGUUUCUACUGCAUAUCUAUUUAUUAUUGUGUUCAUCUACAAGUUCUCAUACUGAAGUUACUCAAGCUGCUAAGAAAAUCAUAGACAAUCGUGAGGCAACAUUUAAAAAGUCAUCGUCAACUGACUCACCGAUGUUAAAUUAUAUAUUUGAUUCACACAAUGCUUUAAAUCACCAUCAACAUUAUCACAAUAAUAACUGGGGACCACAUUUUGAGGGAUCAAGUCAAAAUAUUACAGCACAAGCUGGUACCAAUGUUACUCUUGAUUGCAAAAUAUCUAUGCUUCACGAUAAAGUCGUAUCUUGGGUUCGUCGACAGAAAGAUGGAGAACAGAUGACAUUAUUGACGGUUGGCAGUGUUACAUACACCGGUGAUUCUCGGUACAAUAUUAAAUUCCAAUACCCAGACAAUUGGCGUCUGCAAAUUGUUUCUGUGAAUAGCAGUGACGAAGGCCAAUAUGAUUGUCAAAUUACAACUCAUCCGCCAAAAUGCAUUCAUAUAAACUUGCACAUUAAUGCUCCAUCCGUACAAAUAGUAGACACUUUGGGGAAACAAAUAAGAGACAAAUAUUAUGAAGCAGACAGCACAAUAGAACUUUUAUGCCUUGUAAGGCAUGUAGCUAUGCAAGUGCAGUAUAGCGUUGUACAAUGGCUUCAUGGGAAUAAAAUUUUAAACUAUGAUACAACAAGAGGUGGCAUUAGUGUCAAGACGAAUUUAAUGGAGGAAGGAGCUAAUUCUACUCUUAGUAUAGCCAGAGCAUCUCCCUCAGACAGUGGAAAUUACACAUGUUUUCUCACUAUUAUGCCUGAGAAACCUGCAGUAGUACAUAUUCAUGUUCUUAAUGAAAGCCUAGCAGAGCUCCAAUUUAACAAAGGAAGCAGUCGAACAAAGUUCACCAGUAGGGUUGCAAUUUUCAGCUCAAUUGUUGCCUGCUUUGCGCUGAGAUAAAAACUUAGUGAAAUAAAAGAACAUUUAUGUUCAAAUAUAACCAAAAAUUUAAUGAAAAUGUAAGAUAUUAACUUUAUAAAAGAUAUAUUUAAAAUGACUUUUAAGGUUAUACAGACACAAGGAAAGGCAAACAUAAUAACGGUACGUUAUCGAUGAAAAUUGUGAGGCCUCUAAAAAAAACUAUACAGACAUAUUUUUUCUUUAAAAUUGUGAUAAAACAGACGAAAAAUUAUCUAUGGAAAUAAAAAAAUCGUAUUAUAUUUAUAGUCUAAUUAAAAUAAUAACAAUUAUUUUUUUUACAAAUAUGUUAGAGCAAGUACAACGCUAUUAUGUUAUUUUUGUAUUCACAGAUAACACUUAAGUUUGCGGAAAGCAAAUUAAGAAAAAUUACUAAACUUUUGCAGCAGACUACGAAAAUAAUUUUCUACUUUUUAAAACAACAUUAAUGUUUGAAUUUAAAAGGGAGAAAACUAUUUUCUCAUAGACAUUUGUCCAUCGUACUAGUUCGGUUAGCAUUCUCAACUUGUGUGUGAAACUCGGGUUCAAAUCCCAAUGAUUUUUUUCGUAUAAUAUUAAUUUAACUUAAAAAAUAUUAAAUAAAAUAAAUAAAAAAUAUAUUAAAUAUUAAUAAAAAAAGAUUUUUUCUUUUCGUGAAACGAAUCAAGUCGAAAUGUUAGAUUAUCACAAGAUUUUGAGAAGCUUGUUUCAAGCUAGCAUUAAUGUUUCAUUGCAAAUUUUUAGAAUCUUGUCAUUUUGCAACUUACAGUAAAUUUGCAACAAGGUUUCUGCUAAAGCUUGGAAAUCGUUCAUGGUAAGCUUGUCUCAAAUUUAUGUGUUAUCUAGGUUUCCUAAUUUUCAAACUUUAUAUAUAUUUUAGAAGAAAGUAAACCAUAAAACCCUAAAAUAGUUACACUAUAGAAAUCAUAAGUUAUGAACUAUUAUAUUUUUAAUUAUUGAUGAAAUAAAAGCAGCAUUGCGCCUGGAAUAUUUUGUAAAUUUUAACUAUGAAAUUUUUAAUAAGCGUUUGUAUAUAUACGUAAGUUUUGAGAUAAAUAGAAAGUCAAUAUAAAAAAAACUUGAUAUUCCAAUUUAAUUCAAGAGGUUUAACAAUUCUUGUCGGUGAUUUACAAGAAAGCAGAUUAAGAGUAAAAUAUGUAUACUUUAUUAAAAAAUCAACUAUAAAAAGAAAGUUUAACUACUAAAAGCAGUGGAAACAUUUGUUAGUUUCCACUUUUCAUUAAUAAUAAUAAUUAGAAUAGAAGAAAUAAAGAUUUUUCACUUUUAUGAAAAUUACAAAUUUUUUAUAUGACUUAUAUAAGAUAAAUACAUAUAUUCAAUUUUGGACAUGCUACCUCUUAUGUAUAACUUGUUAGCUUUAUAAUUAUAGCAAUAAACAACAAACGUUA
Molecule: messenger RNA, 2600 nt
Organism: Leptopilina boulardi
Lineage: Eukaryota; Metazoa; Arthropoda; Insecta; Hymenoptera; Figitidae
Product: hemicentin-1-like
Exons: 7
Coding region: 235-1194 (319 amino acids)
Biological process (GO): synapse organization
Cellular component (GO): neuron projection membrane
Source: RefSeq, a predicted model, not a curated record